Molecule: messenger RNA, 1699 nt
Organism: Salvia splendens (bonfire salvia)
Lineage: Eukaryota; Viridiplantae; Streptophyta; Magnoliopsida; Lamiales; Lamiaceae
Product: polyadenylate-binding protein RBP47B'
Exons: 8
Coding region: 131-1399 (422 amino acids)
Cellular component (GO): cytosol
Molecular function (GO): mRNA binding
Source: RefSeq, a predicted model, not a curated record
UAUUUGGGAACGUAUGAGUGAAUGAAAAUCUGGUAAAGCGUAAAACCCUUUUGACAUCGUCGCAGCAGAGUUUAUAUCCGCAACAAAGACGAUCGAAUUGCAGUUUGUGGUGGCGUGAUACCAAGUGACAAUGAGCGCACAAACGGCGCCGUAUCACCAGCCUGCGACGCUGGAAGAAGUCCGUACUCUAUGGAUUGGAGAUUUGCCCUACUGGGCUGACGAGAACUAUCUCCGUGCCUGGUUUUCCCACACCGGCGAGGUCCUCUCGAUUAAAGUAAUUCGCAACAAAAUCACAGGACAGCCUGAGGGUUAUGGGUUUGUAGAAUUCACAUCACAUCAAGUUGCCGAGGGUAUUCUGCAGUCCUAUAAUGGAACCCAGAUUCCUGGGACCGAACUAACUUUCAGGUUGAAUUGGGCAUCUUCUGGGAUAGGGGAAAGGCGUACUGAUGGAGGCCCUGAACACUCCAUCUUUGUUGGAGAUUUGGCACCAGAUGUUACAGACUAUCUGUUGCAGGAGACUUUCCGAGUUAGUUAUCCAUCAGUUAGAGGGGCCAAGGUUGUCACUGAUCCAAAUACUGGGCGUUCCAAGGGAUAUGGAUUUGUUAAGUUUGCUGAUGAGACAGAAAGAAAUCGAGCAAUGGUUGAGAUGAAUGGUCUCUAUUGCUCGACUAGGCCCAUGAGAAUUAGUGCGGCAGCUCCGAAAAAAACAGCCGCUGGCGUCCAGCAACCGUAUGCUGCAACUAAAGCAAUAUAUCCAGCUCCCGCUUCUUAUACAACUCCUGUGCAAGCAAUUCCAGUGGAUAAUGAUAUCAAUAACACUACCGUUUUUAUUGGUAAUCUGGACCCUAAUGUUACUGAGGAAGAAUUGAGGCAGAUAUUUUUGCAGUUUGGGGAUAUUGUUUACGUCAAAAUCCCUGCAGCUAAGGGAUGUGGUUUUGUGCAGUUUGCUGCAAGGACUUCAGCUGAAGAAUCAAUCCAGAGAAUGCAGGGUACUGUGAUUGGUCAACAAGUUGUCCGGCUUUCUUGGGGAAGGAGUCCAACGGCAAAACAGGAUGCUGUUGGAGUUUGGGGUCAGGCUGAUCCAAGCCAAUUGAGUGCUUAUUAUGCAUACGGACAAGGCUAUGAUGCCUAUGCAUAUGGUGCCACCCAAGAUCCUUCAGCAUAUGCAUACGGUGCAUAUGCUGGUUACGGACAGUACCCCCAUCAGACUGAAGGAGCUCCAGACAUGACUGCCUUAUCAGGAGUUGCUCAGCCUAUGGAACACACAGAGGAACUUUACGAUCCUUUGGGUACACCUGAUGUUGACAAGUUAAAUGCUGCCUACCUCGGUGUUCAUGGAAGAGCUAUCUUGGGAAGGCCUUUGUGGCAGACCACCUCUUCGCUUCCACAGCAAACCUAGAAGACGCAGUCCAUUUAUGUACUCAUUAUCAUUACUCUCUCGGUAGCAUGUUGCUGGGAGAAAAUUAUAUGCUGCAUUUUUUUUAUGUUUUGCAGUGAGACUCAGUAAAUGUUGCAGCCAUCUUUAGGUACAAAAUCCGAGCCCUCGGCUAGAAAAUACAUCAUCCCCAUUUAGACCCAACUUAAGGCAGGGGAUUGCGUUUGUUAGUUUUAGUUUUAGUUUUAGUUUGUGUGAGAUGAAAAGUUGCUCCUUGAAAUAUGCAACACAUUAUGAUUUUUUUAAAAGUUUGAAAUAUCACAA